CUUGCUAAAUUAAGGGCAUACUAUCAUAAAAGUAAAGCAAAAAAACACAAAGACAACGAGGAAAAUCCACGUAAGGAAACAUGAUUUUUCAAAAACGCAAUACUUAGAAGCAGAACUAUAAUUUGUGUCUAGGAUGAAUUGGCAUGCCCCGAGGAAGAUGUCUUUUAGGUUGAAGUUGUUUUGGUGUGCCGACCAUCCUCAUCACUUCCAUAUGUUUUUCUCAAAGUAUUUCGUUUUCGUGAUUUUCAUCGCGGUAGGACUUGCACAGCCGGGAAAUGGUUCACAUACAAUCGGUAAAAGACAGCUGGUUCCAGAUUUAAACGGACCACCGCCGGUUGAUAACGAUCAUCCGGUUAUUGCAUCUGUCAGCACUGAUUAUGUCACACAAGAUUUAUCAUCUAGUAUGCAAGUAACAAAGAACAGAGAGCAAAAUCGUAAAAGGAAUCGACCUAGUGUGAUCGACUUGAACGAAUGUUAUCAUCACAAAGGAUGUGAGCAUUGGAAAUCUUUACCUUCAAUCGAGCGAGAUAGAAUUUCAAAGAAGAAUUGGAUGGCACGCAAGCCUGAUGAAGUACGUAAGCAGAUGUCAAGGGAAUACUCAAAAAAAUGGCAUUCGAAAUUGACCCGAGAACAAAAAGAGGUCAGAAAUCAAAGAAUGAGAAUCACUCGUUUGCGUAAGAAACAAAAAGCAACUCCAGGAGAGAAAGGGGCGGAAAAAGGAAAAGGCUGAAGUUUCAUACCACCAGCAGAGUAAAUUUUCCGGACUUGGUCUUGCAUACUUCUUAGAACCCCGGUAGAGAAAUUAACAAGGGACGUAGCCCGAUCUCAAAGCAGAGAAGAUUGAGGAUAUAUUCUCUAGUACAUACAAAUCAUUUAAACUUUUUUUCGAUCACCUCAUAGCUACUUCUAGCUACAUGCAUUGUCGUCGUAUCAAUCAUAUUAAGCACUUUAA
Messenger RNA from Meira miltonrushii, 952 nucleotides. RefSeq lists its product as uncharacterized. Lineage: Eukaryota; Fungi; Basidiomycota; Exobasidiomycetes; Exobasidiales; Brachybasidiaceae. The record is from RefSeq and is a predicted model, not a curated record. The transcript is spliced from 2 exons. The coding region runs from base 134 to 730 and encodes 198 amino acids.